This is a messenger RNA of Penicillium hordei, 390 nucleotides long. RefSeq lists its product as uncharacterized. Bases 1 to 390 code for a protein of 129 amino acids. Lineage: Eukaryota; Fungi; Ascomycota; Eurotiomycetes; Eurotiales; Aspergillaceae. The record is from RefSeq and is a predicted model, not a curated record. The transcript has a single exon.
AUGUCCUCAACCAAGAAAUACACAGCUCAAGACCUCAAAGCCUUCCUCGAUGGCUCAUUCAUCGGGGACCCCACCGAAGCGCGUUCCUUCUGUGAACAAAAUAUGAAUCCCAAACUAGUCCGGUUCGCUGCCGGAGGUGAUCGAACAGACUUCGAGCGAGCAGUGGAGAAAGUCGGGUUUUUUCGCGCAAAUUGCAAGAAAUGGGAUGCUGAGGUGAAGUUUUUCGCACAGGAUGGGAAUAAGAUUGCGGCACGGUUGAUUUUAUAUAUUGCAGUUGGGGAGGAUCCUGAAAAGAAGAUGGAGCUGAUGUUCAUGGCGGAGCUUGAUGAAGCGGGGCGUUAUUUGAACCUUUGGGAGCAAGGUACUGAUUAUCUUGGUGGCGAGGAAUAA